Striga hermonthica is the source of this 279-nucleotide messenger RNA. NCBI's taxonomy places the organism in Eukaryota, Viridiplantae, Streptophyta, Magnoliopsida, Lamiales, Orobanchaceae. The record is from the annotation of a GenBank genome assembly.
AUGGAUGAAAAAAAAACCUUCAAAACCCCUACAAACUCCCCCACACUCGAUCCUGCAAAAACCGGCACGCCCGACCGGCUUAAGGUCCCGGCCGAGCCAUUCAAAUACUUGGAAAGGUACACUAGCCCAACUGAUCAAAUGAUGUCCCCCGUCACAAGAAGAAUUAUUGCAAGAAGUAAAAAGGGCAUUAAGCUCUUGCCUCCUUCUAAUGCUAUUGCUAAUCAGCCUAAGAUUCAAGGCCUACGACUUCAAGAACCGGGAAUGUUCGAAAGCGGAUAA